AGGAGCGGCACGGACAACAACACAGUCUCCCAGGUGUGUCACGGACCAUCCACGGACCUACCUCUCACCUCACCACGGACCCUAAAAACCCCGACAACGGACACAGACGGAUAUCUAAAAAAAAAACUUCCUCUGCCACGUACAGCAGAGAUCCGACGAACGCGCCACGAACGGACGGGAACGGACCGUUACGUACGCGACACAUGAGCUAAGAAGACAACAUGAAGACCGUUGCUGCCCUAGUACUGGCGGCGGUGGUGAUGGUAGGGACGGUGACGGCAGACUACCCGUCGCCCUCCCAUGGACAUACUGUCACCCAGAAAGCCUACAAACCCGCCAUCGAGUAUGCUGGGCCCAUCGUCUACUCCGACGAGAAGCCGCCCAUCAUACACUUCCCACGACCCCCACGACCCACGGUUGGUGGGUAUGGCAGUAAGGGCUCUGUCAAGUCUCAGCCCGUGAAGUACGUGCCGCUGCCUCACCACGAGCUGCCCGUACUCAUCUACCAGUCAGACAGCUCCCCACCAGUCCACGUAGUCCACACGCCCGCACCCGCUAUAAAGGGUCACAUUAAGGCCCACCCUAAACCCUCAUACAGCCCGCCACCCAAGGCUCCACGUCCAAGCUACGGCCCACCCAAGGCUCCUCCUCCUACCUACGGGCCACCCAAGGCUCCUCCUCCUACCUACGGGCCACCCAAAGCUCCUCCUCCAAGCUACGGCCCACCCAAGGCUCCUCCUCCAAGCUACGGCCCACCCAAGGCUCCUCCUCCAAGCUACGGCCCACCCAAGGCACCGAGACCCCAGUAUGGGGCACCAGCCAACACAGAACCCAUCUACAUCAGCGCCCCUCCAGCCCCCAGCCCUGUCCUGGUUCCCGCCCCCCAGCCCCAGUAUGCCCUCCCUAAUGCUCCCAAGCCCUCUUAUGGCUCUCCACCCACGGCCCCUACGGGCAGCUAUGGUCCUCCCAAGGCUCCCAGACCUACUUAUGGUCCUUCCCCAAAACCUACGCCAACGUAUGGCCCUCCACCUAAGAAAGGUUAUGGCCCUCCUCCCAAGGCCCAUUCCCCAUCCCAUGGUCAUCCCCCUACUAAGGCACCUGUGUACGCCCCCCCACCACCCACCUAUGGCCCACCUAAACCUGCACCCACCAAGGGCACGCCCCCCCCUCACAUCAUCUACGCUGGCCACCCUCCUAUCCACGUGUAUCAACAGCCCCCUGUCUACCAGGUCACUAAGGCCUCCAAGGGUCAGUAUGCCGCUCCCGCCGUCCCCAAGCCCAGCUACGGCCCCCCUCCCAAGGCCCCUGCCCCUACCUACGGGCCUCCCAAGGCUUCUCCACAGGCUCCCAGGCCAAGUUACAGACCACCUCCUAAAGCUCCUGCCCCGUCUUAUGGACCUCCAAAGGCGUCAUCCCCAUCUUAUGGACCUCCUCCAAAGGCACCAGCCCCGUCUUAUGGACCUCCAAAGGCACCAGCCCCAUCUUAUGGACCUCCUCCAAAGGCACCAGCCCCAUCUUAUGGAGCUCCUCCAAAGGCGCCAGCCCCGUCUUAUGGACCUCCAAAGGCGUCAUCCCCAUCUUAUGGACCUCCUCCAAAGGCACCAACCCCAUCUUAUGGACCUCCUUCAAAGGCACCAGCCCCAUCUUAUGGACCUCCAAAGGCGCCAGCCCCAUCUUAUGGACCUCCUCCAAAAGCACCAAGACCAAGCUAUGGUCCACCUCCAAAGGCACCAAGGCCAAGCUAUGGACCUCCUCCAAAGGCACCAAGGCCAAGCUAUGGUCCACCUCCAAAGGCUCCAAGACCAAGCUAUGGUCCACCUCCAAAGGCUCCAAGACCAAGCUAUGGUCCACCUCCAAAGGCUCCAAGACCAAGCUAUGGUCCACCUCCAAAGGCUCCAAGACCAAGCUAUGGUCCACCUCCAAAGGCAUCCAAACCGACAUACGGCCCCCCAUCAAAGGCGCCAGCACAUUCUUAUGGUCCACCUCCUUCUUACGGACCACUUAAGGCCACUAAGCCCGAGCCUACCUACCUACCCGCCCCCAAAGCCUUCCACAAGCCCCCCAUCAUCAUCUACCAGGGAGUGCGGCCGCCCGUGCACGUCUACCAGCAGCCCAGUGGCGAUCAUGCCGCCCCAGCCCAGCCUUCAAGCGGGUACGGGGCGCCCUCCACAUCACACGCCCGUGCGCCCUCCACACCACUCGCUUCCUAUGGUGCUCCAAAGGGUGAAGACAUCAUCAACGGCGGUGGCCACGGUGACUCGUACUCUUCUGGCAGCGCCCCCGUCGCUAACAUCUCUCCCGUCAAUGUUGCAACAACGACCCAUGUCAAGGCAGCACCCAACGCUGUUGCAGAGCCACCGCCACUGUUGCCGUCAACUGGAGGGUCGAGCUAUGCUGCCCUCAAGAAGAAAGAUGUGGAUGAAGAGGAGUUAACUGUGGUGGCUGAUUGGGAGCCCAAAGUCGGGUACUCAGCCUUCACAGACGCCAAACUCUCCGUCGACGCAAACAACCAAAAUACGGCCGAGGAACGUAUCGAGACCAACGUGGAUGUGAGCGAGGCCAAGGUCUCUGCCACGGUGUCUGUAAGCUCAUCUUCGUGAGCGUGUGCGCUACCAACCUCCUCUACACCACACAGUGACGUGCUCAGUGCAUACACACACCUGCACAACAACUGCUAGGGUCGUAUGUUUACAUAACUGCAACUGUACAUCAAGAGUGUUCCUGCAGUCUCGAGUUUAAUUGUUCACUGUCACUCAGCUGAGUUUUUAUGCUUAGUACCUGGCACUCACUAACAUCAACUGAGCCAUCUGUGUAUAGUCUGGUGCUCAACACCCACUGAGCAGUGGUGCUGAGCGGUGUAGUAACCAAUAUAUUUGUGUGCUCAGCCAAGGGCAUCAUCCUUAUUUAUGAGAGUGUGUUGUGAUGAAAGUGUGCCAGUGUUGUGAUUACUGUGUCAAUUACUUUAUUACAAGGUUAAGUAUUACUACUGUGCUCAACACAUUACGUUCUCUUAAGUGCAUUAUCUGAUUUUUUGUUAAGUGAUAACCUAUUUGUUAAAUGAAACAUUUCUUGUUUAAAUUGAAACAUCUUCCAUUUACGUGAAAACAAAUUUACACAUAAGUGAAAUGCUACGUCAGUAAACUAUCUCCAAAGAUUUAAGUGAAAUAUUCCAUAUUAAUUGAAAUAUUUAAUGGGUAAAAUAUCUAAGUGAUAUAUUUUUUUUUGUGUGAAAUAUUGUUUGUUUGGAGCGACAUAUUUGGUCUUGCCGUGAAGUGUCCACGAAGAUGUAUGUACAAAGGCUCGUGUGAGGGCGUGAUGUUAUUUAUUAUUAUUAUCAUGAUCACCGGUGAGACCAUCAUGUUGCCACGGCUUUAGGUCCCAUCCCUCACACCAGUAUUUAUUGUUUGACACACCCGCCCACGCCCACCCUGCCCCCAUCCUCACUCACGCCCACUUGUUAACGUACCCACCUUGUCAUCUUUAGUGUUGCCCAUACACCCUGUCUUACGUCCACCCAACUCGUUACUCACGCCCACACCAUUCUUAAUUUAAUCACGCUCAUGCACCCACACACCACCACUUCAUCCUAAGGUAAUUGUCAGUGUACAUCUAGCAACUCAUAAUGGUCACUACAUAUUCAUCAUUAUUCAAAACAAAAAUCAAAAUUUAGAUUCAGAUAAUUUAUUUAGAAACAUCAGUAGAAGUUUAUAAACAAAAAAGUCAAAUAGUUUCAUACAAACUCAGAUGUAAAUUACAGGUACGAUAUAAUGAUUUCAAUAUGAAGUUGGAGUUGGUUUAGUGCAGCUGACAAAUGCAGCCAGGCCAGUACAGUAAUCAUGUAUGUCCUUCCUAGGCCAGUGGUAUGUGCAGCAGCUACACCUACCGUCACCCACACAUACAUUAGCCUGCGUCAGUACACUGCUGAAUGGAGACUUCUCCGGUCCGCCAUAUAUAUUUUGAGACACUGUAUACACAAUUCUCAGUAAUAAACUGUAAAUCAUUAUUACACAUACACAUCACCCACCUAUAUCCUUGUACUGUAUUUCGCAGGCCUAACCUCGCCCACAGUUGACCAUGGAAGGUCGUUGUCAUGAAUUUUAUGAGAGAAGCAUCAAAGGAGCAGAGUUAGGAGAUAACACGAGUGAGGGUGAGGGAAAGAUGGAGGGAGGAGCGAGGUGGAACCAUAUAGUUACUCACCACAAUAUCUACAGCUGUGGUAGCAAGGACCUUACCUGCCUACCCUGCCCACUGUACCACCGCGCCCCCACCACGACUCCUCAACACACACAUACCCCCUCAAUCUUAUGUGAAAUAAAACUGUUUUUAUUACAAUAAUUGUGCCCAGUUACCUUGGGUAUUCGUUUGUUAUAUUUAUGAAAAUAUUACUGAGUAAUAAAAAGUGUUAAAGUAA
Homarus americanus (American lobster) is the source of this 4411-nucleotide messenger RNA. RefSeq names its product extensin-like. NCBI's taxonomy places the organism in Eukaryota, Metazoa, Arthropoda, Malacostraca, Decapoda, Nephropidae. The transcript is spliced from 4 exons. The record is from RefSeq and is a predicted model, not a curated record. Bases 222 to 2600 code for a protein of 792 amino acids.